This is a messenger RNA of Thalassophryne amazonica, 2260 nucleotides long. Its product is annotated as calcium/calmodulin-dependent 3',5'-cyclic nucleotide phosphodiesterase 1C-like. The transcript is spliced from 15 exons. The coding region runs from base 11 to 1978 and encodes 655 amino acids. The record is from RefSeq and is a predicted model, not a curated record. Gene Ontology annotation, molecular function: 3',5'-cyclic-nucleotide phosphodiesterase activity. Gene Ontology annotation, biological process: signal transduction. Lineage: Eukaryota; Metazoa; Chordata; Actinopteri; Batrachoidiformes; Batrachoididae.
ACAUGCCACAAUGACAGAACAGACAGCUAAAAAGCAAGGAAUUAAAAAGUGUCGGAGUGCCACCUUCAGCAUUGAUGGCUUCAGCUUCACCAUUGUUGCCAGUGAGGCAGGGGGAAGUAAUCAUUAUCCUCUGGGCCGCUUUAGACGCUCUCGAUCCCAGAAUGCCUUGGCCACAGAGGUCACAGCCAGUGUUGGCAUCUGGGAACAGAAAGGAGAAUUGAUGGACCCACGCAACUUGGCAGAGAUCCUCGCAGAUGAGCUUCCAAGCCCAAGUGCUCCAGAUGCAAUAGAGAAGACUGCCAUCAGGUUGCGAUGUCUCAUAAAACAGUUAGAGAGGGGUGAGGCAUCUGUGGUGGACCUGAAGAAAAACCUGGAAUUUGCUGCCAUAGUUCUUGAAUCAUUAUAUACUGAAGAAGCCAGAGGACUGGGGGACUCAGGGGAUGAGCUGAGGGACAUCCAUUCAGACUCUGUGCCAUCUGAAGUUCGUGAUUGGCUGGCUUCCACUUUUACUUGCCAGAGAAGCUUAAAGCUUUGCUGUAGUGAGGACAAGCCACGCUUCCGCAGCAUCGUUCAUGCUGUGCAGGCCGGCAUCUUUGUGGAAAGGAUGUACAGACGAUCCUCGAAUCAGUCGGGCCUCAUUUAUCCCCCAAAUGUCAUGGCUUUGCUCAAGCAUGUGGACUUGUGGUCUUUUGACGUGUUUGAAUUGAAUGACAUCAGCGGAGACCAUGCACUGAAAUUUGUUCUGUAUGAACUGCUCACCAGAUAUGACUUGCUCAAUCAUUUCAAGGUUCCUGUAUCAACUCUCAUGUCAUUUGUGGAGUCGCUGGAGGUGGGAUACAGUAAACAUAAGAAUCCAUACCAUAACCUGAUGCAUGCUGCUGAUGUCACACAGACUAUCCACUACAUGCUCCUGAAGACCGGCAUGGCUCAUUGGCUAACUGAGUUGGAGAUCUUUGCCUUAAUUUUUUCAGCUGCUAUUCAUGACUAUGAACAUACAGGAACCACCAAUAACUUCCACGUUCAGACCAGGUCUGAGACAGCUUUGCUAUAUAAUGAUCGAUCUGUUUUGGAGAAUCACCACGUGAGUGCUGUUUAUCGACUUCUACAAGUUGAUGAAAUGAACAUCCUUUACAAUCUUUCGAAAGAUGACUGGAGAGAACUUCGAACAAUGGUUGUGGAGAUGGUGUUGGCCACUGACAUGUCUUGCCACUUCCAGCAGAUCAAAGCCAUGAAAACUCUCCUGCAGCAGCCUGAGGAGAUUGACAAGCCCAAGGCCUUAUCGCUGAUACUACACACUGCUGACAUUAGUCAUCCAGCCAAACGCUGGGAUCUCCAUCACCGCUGGACCACUUCCCUCCUGGAGGAGUUUUUCAAACAGCUUUACAUCCACAGUAUCAAUGGCAGUGAUGAGAAGCAUUCUGGUGUGAAGACUUCUAGUUCUGAGGGCAGCUUUUCUCUGACCGCAGUGGACUUCAAAAGCCUCAAGGUCACAUGGAAUCAAGAAAUUAAUCACAACAGAGAGAGAUGGAAGGCUCAAGAAGGAAAAGGUACGAUGAGAUCACAACCAAGGAGGCAGGGAUGGCAACCAAGAACAGAAGGAUUUGAAAAUGGACAAAAAUCCAAGCUGACUGACAACAAAGGCAAUAAUGGACUGCAAAAUGUGACAUCAGAGAUGGCAGAACAGAAGAAAGAGAAGGAGGUCAGAAAGGAGCAGCCUAAAGAGGAGGAAGGAGACAAAGGGGCAGGAGUGGUUGGAUGUGCCGUGCAAAACUCAAACAGCAACAAGUCUCUGCGUCACACUGAAGAACAACAGCUCCAGAAUGAUUCUGAGGGUCCCGUCAUUCAGCACUGCAAAAAGCCAAGCUACUGUGCAAGUUCGUACCGGCUGGUGAGGACAAAGGUCACUGAAAUGCGACUGACUGAUGCAAGGGCAAAAGCCCGGAGACUGCAGCGUAUAUCCCUGCGUCGCAGGAAGUGACCUGAGGAAACCACCUGCGUAGAAUCGGAACAGGUUCGAAGUGCCUGCCUUUUGGCAGAAAGAGCAACAUCUUCCACGGCUUAAUGAUCCAAACACAACUCACGUAGCAUUGAAAAUACAUCUGUGUGAUCACCUUUAAAAGGCAGGGUUUUUCUUGCAUAGAAAAAUGUAAUUGUAGCAGGGACACGCACAUUUUUUGAUCAGCAUACACAGUGGUGGAAUGUCUCAAUCAGAUUCUUCUGCCAGCUGAUGUGGGCAGGUUUUACGAGUGCAACACAAAAC